CUUGCUCCUUGCCUCCUAUGAAAGACCAAGCUUCAUUUUAUUCUUUUCUUUCUUUUCCUUAUUUUUCCGUGUCCUUCUUAUUCUCCACGCUACCUCCCCACUCCACUCCCGGCCCCAAAUCCAACGCAUUGCUUAGCACUCCUCCCAUUGGUUUCUUCCCUCCCCCCGCCUUCGACUCCUGCUCCCACUGUCCCCUACCCUCCCCCAGCCGCACAACCCCCACCUCCAGCACCCAUCUCGCCCGAGGCAGGGGAUGCCAUGGAAAUAAAGUUCAGACUCCUCUCUUUGCCGCUUGCCGAGACCAGAAGUGGGCUCCUGGGCACCCAUCUUCCCCUAGCACUACACACCUGCUAGACCUUACAUUCCUAAUCUGGUUUUGCAUAUUUAAGAGAAGACACACACACACGCACCCCCAAACCCCACAACCCGCGAGGUGCAAAGCUGCCUCCUGCAACUACCGAAACUUACCAGACGCUUUCGUUGCUUUUGCCUUAAAGAAAGAACAACAAAGAUUUUACUCUGGCUUCCUCCUGUGGGGUGACUUUACUAUAUUAUUCAAAUACGUAUAUAUUAUGGAUAUAUAUGUUUUUUCUUUUUUCCCCUUUAAUUUUUUUUUCCUUUAACAAGAAAAUCUCGGUCCCAGGCAACCGCUGCUGCCCCUUUGAUGUUUUGGUACGCCGUGCGCAUGCGCCUCACAUUAGAAUUACUGCACUGGGCAGACUAAGUUGGAUCUCCUCUCUUCAGUGAAACCCUCAAUCCCAUCCAAAACUAAAGGGAUGUGGAGAGUCCGGAAAAAGGGCUACUUUGGGAUUUGGUCAUUCCCCUUAAUAAUCGCCGCUGUCUGUGCGCAGAGUGUCAAUGACCCUAGUAAUAUGUCGCUGGUUAAAGAGACGGUGGAUAGACUCCUGAAAGGCUAUGAUAUUCGGCUGAGACCAGAUUUUGGAGGUCCCCCGGUGGCCGUGGGAAUGAAUAUUGACAUUGCCAGCAUUGAUAUGGUUUCUGAAGUCAAUAUGGAUUAUACCUUGACAAUGUACUUCCAGCAAGCUUGGAGAGAUAAGAGGCUGUCCUAUAAUGUAAUACCUUUAAACUUGACUCUGGACAAUAGAGUGGCAGACCAGCUCUGGGUGCCCGAUACGUACUUCCUGAAUGAUAAGAAGUCGUUUGUGCACGGGGUGACCGUCAAGAACCGCAUGAUCCGCCUGCAUCCAGAUGGGACAGUCCUUUAUGGCCUCAGAAUCACAACCACAGCUGCCUGCAUGAUGGACUUAAGGCGGUACCCACUGGAUGAACAAAACUGCACCUUGGAAAUUGAAAGCUAUGGAUAUACAACUGAUGACAUUGAGUUUUACUGGCGUGGGGAUGAUAAUGCAGUGACAGGAGUGACAAAGAUUGAACUUCCACAGUUCUCCAUCGUAGAUUACAAACUCAUCACCAAGAAGGUUGUUUUUUCCACAGGUUUGUAUCGUGGGAAAUGGUUAAGAGAAAAGAGGCGUCAUCAUAUUUUUGUCAGAAGUGUUCACCUCUUUCAGGAUUGGGUCCUAGGGAAGGACAGUGACUCCAGAUGCAAACCCUCAGUUCCCUAUCAAGCCCGUUUGGAACCCGUCCAGUUAUUUUCCAGGAGGCACUCUCCAGCAAAUCCAGGAAUUACAACUGUGCUAACAAUGACCACGAUCAAUACACACCUCCGGGAGACACUCCCCAAGAUCCCCUACGUGAAGGCCAUUGACAUGUACCUGAUGGGGUGCUUUGUCUUUGUCUUCAUGGCCCUUCUGGAAUACGCUUUGGUCAACUACAUCUUCUUCGGGAGGGGGCCUCAACGCCAAAAGAAAGCAGCUGAAAAGGCUGCUAGUGCCAACAAUGAGAAGAUGCGCCUGGAUGUCAACAAGAUUUUUUAUAAAGAUAUUAAACAAAAUGGGACCCAAUAUCGAUCCUUGUGGGACCCAACUGGAAACCUCUCCCCAACUAGACGGACUACCAAUUACGAUUUCUCUCUGUAUACGAUGGACCCCCAUGAGAACAUCUUACUGAGCACUCUCGAGAUAAAGAAUGAAAUGGCCACCUCCGAGGCCGUGAUAGGACUCGGAGACCCCAGGAGCACCAUGCUGGCCUACGAUGCCUCCAGCAUUCAGUAUCGGAAAGCCGGGUUGCCCAGGCAUAGUUUUGGCCGCAAUGCCCUGGAGCGGCACGUGGCCCAGAAGAAGAGCCGCCUGCGGAGACGCGCCUCCCAGCUGAAAAUCACCAUCCCCGACUUGACUGAUGUGAACGCCAUAGACCGGUGGUCCCGCAUCUUCUUCCCAGUGGUUUUCUCCUUCUUCAACAUCGUCUAUUGGCUUUAUUAUGUGAACUAAAACAUGGCCUCCCGUGGGAAGCAAGGACUAGACUCCUCCUUAAACCAGUUGUCCAGCCUGACGUAGAACGUGGAAAACACAUCAAUCCAGGACAAAAGUGAUGCUAAAAUACCUUAGUUGCUGGCCUAUCCUGUGGUCCAUUUCAUACCAUUUGGGUUGCUUCUGCUAAGUCAUGGAGACACUAAGGUCCUUGUGGUUUUCCAGUUAAAAAAUGCGAGCGAUUUGUACACGUGCUGGCAAGACUGAGUCUGAGUGUUCCACUUUAUCUGCUUAGUCCACAGCCUGUACCGAGGGGAAUCACUGAGAAGAUAUUCUAGAAGGCUUAGUAGCAUCCUCAGUCAUUUUGCUGAGAAGUGGUCGUACCCAGGGACUCCCCAUCUUCAUCCCCCAAGGUUGGCAUGCUCUUGAGAUGGCUCUGUGCGUGUGGAGCAUGGUCUGCGGUGCCAUGCAGACAUGCUUACUGAAGAUGGUCUGUGUCUGUCUUAUUAAGAUGACCAUGGUGCCACGGGAAGUUAAUUCCCACCGGACUCUAGAAGGUUCUUGUGUAAUUCAAACAGGAUAGGGAGAGUCAAGACAGAGACUCAGGAAACCUGUUUGGCCAGUCUCUUAUUUGCUUGAGAAUGAGACUCAACUACAACGUCUUCCAUUUUGACAUUUAGAGACGGGGAGACUCCUGAACGUUGUCACACGUGGUAGCCAAAGACAUUUUUCUAAAAGGCUAUUUCCUAGGCGGUUAAAAUGAGAGUUAAUAACCCAGUGCAGAGUGGAAUUCCAGACGCGACUGUUGUGACAAAAUUAAAGCAAGGGAGCAACACGACCCUUACCAACCCCUUGCAGCAUGUGGUCUGCGCUAGUGCGUUCAGUGGCAGAAGGGAGCGAGAGAGAGGGCUUUUUCCUCCAAAUGCACAAGCUUCUGACAGCAUACCUAAAGAGGCUUUUCUAGUUUAUCUCAUCAAAAGACAGCCCUAAAAUAGAAAAGUUAGCGGAAUUAGAAGUAUCUUAGGUUACACUGGGAGUCGUUCAAAUAUGUGAAUACACAGCACAGACAAAGCUAGCAAGCAGGAGGCGUCUCAGUCUGAGCUCUCUCUGCAACAUUUUCCUACAGUUUAUUUCCGAAUUUAAUAGGAUAUUUCUACAGAAGGAUUUGUUCGUUUCUUUAGAGGAUUCCUGGUCUUUUCCAGUUUUUCAUGCGUCUGAAAUUCUGAUUAUAUUCUUAGGAGCCAGGUAAAGUAAGGCUUUGGAGAGACUGAGAGAACCAUCUUUCCUCAUAGGCAGUGACGUUCACCUAUAUUAUCUUCCAUAGCAAACAGGACUGCAGAGAUUAUGUGCACAAAUGGAGUUAGUUUGUGAGUUUGUCAGGUCUGAUUUUUUAAGAGUGCUUUCGUUGUGUGUGUUGCAAUCUGCCUAAU
Molecule: messenger RNA, 3757 nt
Organism: Vicugna pacos (alpaca)
Lineage: Eukaryota; Metazoa; Chordata; Mammalia; Artiodactyla; Camelidae
Source: RefSeq, a predicted model, not a curated record